Messenger RNA from Fusarium keratoplasticum, 2139 nucleotides. RefSeq names its product Beta-N-acetylhexosaminidase. Gene Ontology annotation, biological process: carbohydrate metabolic process. Bases 1 to 2139 code for a protein of 712 amino acids. Gene Ontology annotation, molecular function: beta-N-acetylhexosaminidase activity. NCBI's taxonomy places the organism in Eukaryota, Fungi, Ascomycota, Sordariomycetes, Hypocreales, Nectriaceae. The transcript is spliced from 3 exons. The record is from RefSeq and is a predicted model, not a curated record.
AUGCGUCUCUCGCUCCUAACCCUCUCGACUUUUGUCGUUUUGUCAGCUGCUUCGAUCCUCCCAGGUAUCCCCACGGCCAAUUUUACUCCCCGGGAACAUGCCAAGGCGGUUGAAUUCUCCUCAUUCACUUCCAUUAUUGUCGAUGCGAAAUACGCCAAUGUCCGUGACAACAAUGGGCAGACGCUGAUCCCCCCCUCGUUGGCCGAGUUUGCUGAAACCUUUGCCGAUGACUUAUCGUCUUUGGGCUUCAAGCUGUCGACAAAAGUGGGUUCCAAGCCUCGUCCGGGGACUAUCUUCCUGACACUCGGCCAAACAAGCGACUACCUGGAUGUCGCCGACCGAGAGACCUCUGAGGGCUACUCGAUCGAUGUUGAUAAGUCCAUCACAGUGAAAGGUGCCAGUCCGCUGGGUGUUUGGUGGGGGACUCGAACCAUACUUCAACAGAUUUUACUUGCAGAUGGAAAAUUGCUGUCUGGGAGUAUUCACGAUAGUCCCGCAUGGGGAUCUCGUGGCAUGAUGGUAAGCCUCCUCGAUGCAGCUCGACAGUACUAUCCUCCCAGCUUCAUCGUGGAGCUCUGCUCAUACAUGUCCUUCUUCAAACAAAAUACUCUCCACCUUCAUCUCAGCGAUAACCUCUGGAACAACCCAGAACUCUUUGACUUUGAAGAACAGAUGAGGCUAUACGCCACCUUCCGGCUGUACUCUGACGACCCGCGAGUCAAAGGUUUAAACAAGAGGCCAGAGGAGUCUUAUACUCGCCAGGUGUUUGACGAUAUCCAGUCCAAGUGUGCUGCCCGUGGAGUCACUAUCCUGCCCGAGAUCGAGGCCCCUGGCCAUGCUUUAGUCUUUUCGCAGUGGAAACCUCAGAUUGGCAUGUCUUCUGACUACACGCUGCUCAACAUCACCCAUCCGGAAACCAUCCCGGCUGUCAAGACGGUGUGGAAGGUGUUUUUACCGUGGUUCCACAGCAAGACCGUCUCCAUCGGUGCAGACGAAUACAGGGACAGCAGCCUCGACGAAAAUGCUCUAACAGCCGAGUAUGAGCGGUUCGUAAACGAACUGGACCAUUUCAUCACUCAGGAAUCCGGAAAGAAAAUCCGCAUCUGGGGAACCUUUCCUCCAUCUUCAGGCAGCCACGUGGACAAGUCAGUCUCGAUCCAGCACUGGGCCAACUUUGAAGCGCACGCCGUCACAGACUGGCUCGCCAACGACUACAACGUCCUAAACUCGGGAGAUGACCUGUACGUUGUGUCGAAGUGGUCAAGCGGCUAUCCUCAGGCCUUGAACCAGACCUUCAUCUUUCACGGGUCUCCUGAUGGGAGUACUUUUGCGCCAAACAUUUUUGAUCCUACCAACGAGACGGAGAAUACAGCGCGCGAUGAUCCGAGGAUCGAAGGUCAUAUCGCUCCUUUGUGGACUGAUUGGGGUCCCAACUCGACUACCAUCUUCGAGACAUAUUACAGUUGGCGGGAUGGACUUCCGGCUCUUGCUGACAAGCAAUGGGGUGGCAAGUUGACUAAGGAAGAAUAUCCGUCACUCUUUGAUGCCCUUCAUCCUUUCGUUCCUGACCAGAAUCUAGAUCGCCGGAUUCCGUCCAGGGGUUCCACGAUUCUAGAAUACGACUUUACCAAAAACUCUCGUCAGGGUAUAGUCAAGGACAAGUCGGGCAACGGCUAUGAUGCCAAAUCAUCCUGCAAAAGCACUCAGAGAGGUGUCCGUCUUUCACGCUCUUGCAAGGUGACAACCCCUCUGUCGUCCAAGGGACGAGACUACACCUUUUCAUUCUCCAUCAACCCAACCUCCAAAAAGACUGGGCCAAUUUUCACAGGACCCGACAGCUCGCUCUGGGCCGGACACGGAAGCACCCCCAACAUAACCCUCGUGGCAGACGACUCGGCUUACACCCUGAACUACACCUUUCCCCUAAAUAAGUGGACGAAUGCCAAGUUGAUAGGCAAAGGACCUAGGACCUUCCUCACUGUUGAUGACCUUGAGCCAAUGGAGUUCCUCACCAAGAUUGGCAUCCGUGGUAGGCGAUACGUGUGGGACAAGAUUGCAGUCGAAGCUCCGUUGAACGUGAUUGGCGGAGGAGACUUUGAGGGCAUCCUGGGCCAUGUCAAAUUAGAAGAUUAUGCGUGA